AUGUCGGAGCGCGUCCAUGUUGUUGUGCGUAUCCGCCCCUUCAUCGCCUCUGACCCGCCCGAUGCGGAGCUGAACACGCUCGUGCUCGACCCAACGCACGUCAGCGUGGGCAACGGCCGCGUCUUCAAGGCGGAUCGAGUGUACAUGAUGGAGGACGCCACGGAGGUCAUCCACGCCGAGUCUGUGGCGCCGCUGAUCACCCGCUUUCUUCGGGGCUUCAACGCCAGCGUCCUCGCGUACGGCCAGACAGGGACGGGCAAGACCUUCACGGUGCAAUCCCUCCUGCCUCUGUUGCUGACGGACAUCAUGGCGGACAAGGGUCUGCGCAGCGGCGCGGCAGGGGCACCCAACGCAGAGACGUCGACGUCGCUCAUGGCAAAAGUACCACUGCUGUACCUGCAGUACGUUGAAGUGUACGGUGAGGUAAUCCGCGACCUGCUGGAAGGCCCAGCCGCCGCCGCGUCGCGCUGCGACGGCGAAGAGCCCAGCAAGAUCCGCCUCGUGACGACAACGGCACCGGGGGCGAGGGCGGCCAGCCCGUCUCCGGAGCGCGCGGGCCGGCAACUGUUUCCCAUAGACGAACGUGACGCCGCAGUAUCGCCGACGGCAGGUUGUGCUCUUGUAGGCGCCACCAUCGUUCCCAUCUUCACGCUCGCGCAGGCGGCGGAGCUGAUCGCCCGCGGUGACACUCGACGCGCGACCGGGUCUACAAACGUGCACGCGCACUCGAGUCGAAGUCACGCCAUCCUAACCCUCUUUCACGCUCGCUACGCGUGCCGGCUCGACGUUGUCGACUUGGCUGGCUCAGAGCGAGAGAAGAAGACGGGAAACGUGGGCGUGCGCUUCCAGGAGAGCAUCGCCAUCAACACCGGACUGCUGGCGCUGGGCAACGUCAUGCGUGCGCUGAGUCGCAUCCAUAGAGCUGCCAACGGCAAGGAGGCGGGCCGGAGUGGCGGGGCAGGGCAUCAACGGUCGCAGCACGUCCCCUACCGCAGCAGUCGUCUGACGCGUCUGUUGCAGGACACCCUCGGCGGUAACAGCGCCACGGUACUCAUCGCCUGCGUUGCACCCGACACGUACAACCGCGAUGAGACGCUGCGGACGCUGCAGUACUGCUCCCUCGCACUGCGCAUUCUGAACGAGCCACUGCAGCAGUACGAGCGACUUCGACGCGCGCAGUCGCCGCUGUGUCGUCGUGGAAGCCCCUCCGCCGCCGCCGCGGUCUCGCCACUGUCGCUGCGCGAGGGCACACACACGGCCGCCGCAGCUACGAGGGCUCGCAGGGACAGCGACGCGGCAGACGAGCCGAAGGUAACCCAGCUGAAGGUGCUCGAGCUGCAGUCUGCAUACGCCAGUCUCCAGCAGCAGUACGACGAGCAAGCCGAGGUGAUCGCCAGCAUGUGCGCGUCGCACGCGACAACGAAGGAGCGGCUGGCGCUGUGCGAACGGGAGCUCCGCAAGGACGAGGGCAUCUUCACCCAGCAAAUACGUGCCAUGCAGGAGCUCGUGUGCGAGAACCGAAAGCUGCGGCGGCGGCUCGCGAAGGCGUGUGCCCCCACCACUACAGCAGCAGCGACCGCUGGACGCGAUAAAGCAGCCAUGGCGCACGACCCGCUCUUCCGUGGCGGUGAUGACCUGCCUCAGCCCGCUUGCACAGAGAUGGACUCGCACCAUGGCGACAAGAACCUUACGGACGCCGUGCGUCACCUGCUGCUCGCUGGUGAUCGCGAUGCCGCGGGCAGAAUGGGUGUCUCACUGCAGCUUGCGCCCUCGCACUCUCAAGGCCACCGUCAGCAACACUCAGCCGCAGUAGCUGCCGCCGCAGCUACUCGACCGCCGCUGUCGGCUCAUUCGCCGCACCGCCCCCAGGACGUCAGGGAUGGUGUCACAGACCGCACUCAGUACGCGCCACUCGAAGAGUUACCGCUGGCAGUGGUACACCAGGCCGGGGUGCGGGUCGAUGAUGGUCGCGGAGGUGCAGAGACACCGACAUACCCAGCGGCGGAGGGCCGCACAGAGGCUUCUCACGCGCUGGACGGCAUGACGUCUGGCGGUGCUGCUGCUCCAACUCCUGCAGAGCCUGCUCAGUCGUUCAUCCGCUACAUCCUGGGCCUGCAUGGCAUCGAUCCAGAGGCUGAGCAAGCAGGUGGCGUUGACGGUGGUGACGGAAGAGGGCGAGCAGGAGCGGGAGCGGUGGCGGCGGCGGCCACGUCUCUCCAGUCGUCCAUCCGCAAAUCCGCGGCCACGAGCGUAGGUGGGGUGGCGCUGGAACCUGCAGAAGUAUCGGAGACAACCGCAGGGAGCAGCCGCGAUGGCCACACGCGACGGGAGGGUGCGCCAUCGCCUCUGGGCGACGCUCUGUCGCGCCGCGCCGACUGCUUCACCGCGUCCCUUCCUCCGCACACGAUGCAGGCGCUCUCUGAGGGAGUGCACAGCAGCUGGGAGAGGCAGGUGGAUCGCCGGGGAGGCGGCACUGAUGCAGCUCAGCAAGACGGCUCGACGGUGCUGCUGCUGGCGACGGAGGUGCUGCGUUGCCGAGGAACGAAUGCGGAGCUGCGCAACCAGGUCCAGGUACUUCAAGCAGAGCUGGAUGGCAAGCAGCGAGAGGCAGCGCUGCUGCGUCUGGAGCUGCAAGAAAUGAAGGAACUCUUCACGACGUAA
This is a messenger RNA of Leishmania major strain Friedlin, 2661 nucleotides long. RefSeq names its product putative kinesin. The transcript has a single exon. The record is from RefSeq and is a predicted model, not a curated record. Bases 1 to 2661 code for a protein of 886 amino acids. NCBI's taxonomy places the organism in Eukaryota, Euglenozoa, Kinetoplastea, Trypanosomatida, Trypanosomatidae. Gene Ontology annotation, biological process: microtubule-based movement. Gene Ontology annotation, molecular function: ATP binding; microtubule binding; microtubule motor activity.